Molecule: messenger RNA, 571 nt
Organism: Eupeodes corollae
Lineage: Eukaryota; Metazoa; Arthropoda; Insecta; Diptera; Syrphidae
Product: CDGSH iron-sulfur domain-containing protein 3, mitochondrial
Exons: 4
Coding region: 116-502 (128 amino acids)
Cellular component (GO): intracellular membrane-bounded organelle
Molecular function (GO): 2 iron, 2 sulfur cluster binding
Source: RefSeq, a predicted model, not a curated record
AUCGACCAACAUCGACACUGCACUACAUGUGUACAAGAAUAAUUUUUAUUCAUUAGUUUACGAAUUUCUUUUUAUAAAUUUGUCGACUUUUUUAAUUGGAUACUAAUUAAAAAAAAUGUCAUUAAUCCUAAGAAGAAUAAAUCCUUCCUUUGCUCUUACACAAAGAUUCUUCUGCUCAAAGGGUAUUCCGAAAAAUGUCUUGGAAGAUAACCAUACCGGUAGUCAACAACAAGAAAAUGGUGUUAUAUUCGACAAGAAGCCAUUCAAAAUUACCCUAGAAAAAGAUAAGAUCUAUGGUUGGUGUUUAUGUGGUAAAUCAAAAAACCAACCUCUUUGCGAUGGGACUCACAAGAAUAUUUAUUUGAAGAUUAAGCUAAGACCAAUACGCUUUAAAGUGGAAAAAUCAGGUGACUAUUGGCUCUGCAAUUGUAAGCAAACUAAACACAGGCCAUUCUGCGAUGGAACGCACAAACAGCCACAUAUUCAAUCAGCAGUAAAAUAAAGUAAAUGACUACAAACUGUAAACACACACUCAAAUCAAGUCCAAUCUGUUAUAAAUGAAAAAUCGUAA